Messenger RNA from Penicillium manginii, 276 nucleotides. RefSeq lists its product as uncharacterized. The transcript is spliced from 3 exons. Bases 1 to 276 code for a protein of 91 amino acids. Lineage: Eukaryota; Fungi; Ascomycota; Eurotiomycetes; Eurotiales; Aspergillaceae. The record is from RefSeq and is a predicted model, not a curated record.
AUGUACGCUCGACCUGCGCUCUCCGUGGCGGAGACCACGGUAGCCACUACGAUCCCCCCCACUGGCUGGCUCUUCGGUGUCAGGCCCGGCCAGAAAUACGAGAAGGAAGGCUGGGAGGGAAUCUGGUACUACGGAUUCAUUGGCAGCUUCCUCGUCGCUGGCGUUGCAUAUGUUUUCAAGCCCGAUACCUCCAUACAAACCUGGGCUCUUGAGGAGGCCCGCCGGAGACUGGAGGCCGAGGGUAUCCUGGAGGACCCCGAGAAGGCCAAGAACUAA